Molecule: messenger RNA, 1390 nt
Organism: Heterobasidion irregulare TC 32-1
Lineage: Eukaryota; Fungi; Basidiomycota; Agaricomycetes; Russulales; Bondarzewiaceae
Exons: 6
Coding region: 1-1083 (360 amino acids)
Biological process (GO): maturation of SSU-rRNA from tricistronic rRNA transcript (SSU-rRNA, 5.8S rRNA, LSU-rRNA)
Cellular component (GO): nucleolus; 90S preribosome
Source: RefSeq, a predicted model, not a curated record
AUGGCAAAGCGUAACAAAAACCCGCUACAAGACAGUGAAAUCAUCACAGAGAGCGAGGACGAGAAAGAAGAUUCUGAUGGACCCAGGGUUGUUCAAUGGGUUGACGAGGAGGACCUAGUGCAAAGGCAGAGUGAUGGUUCCAGUGACAAUGAAGAAGAAUCUGAAAAUGAGGGCAGCGACGAUGAGAGAGGCAUGAGCACACUGCAAAACAAUCUAUCAGACUUGCCUUUUGGCGCGCUUCAAAAAGCACACCGUGUUCUGGCGCAGAUGACAGCAGACAGCGACUUUGAAGACUCUGAAGACGGCGAGGCACCCCUCUCUGAAGGUGGGCCUUCGAGAUGGGGUGAGGAACAGGGGAGUAUUGGAAGAGAACAGGGCCCAAGAAAGUCACAAAAAGACAUCGCGAAGCGAAAGGAUAAACAUGCGCCAACAGAAGUCACGUCGAAGCGACCCGUACCGCGUCGACGGAAUAUUGUAGAGAUUCCCAAAAUGGAAGUUCGCGACCCUCGCUUCAUACCUCUUACAGGCGAAUUCGAUGCCGCAAAAUUCCGUACUCAAUACAAUUUUAUCGCCGACAUGCACCUCACCGAGCUCAAAACACUCCGAGAUAAUUUGAAGCGCGCACGCAAAAUGCUUGCAUCAUCUCCCCAUGAUUUGCGCGAGGAGCGCGAAAGGGAAGUUGAAGGUCUUGAAUUGGCUGUGAAGCGCAGCGAGAGUAUGGUCAACAGAGACAAACGGGAGAAGAUAGAGCAGGAGGCCCUCAGAAAAGUCACGAAGGAAGAACGUGAAAAGAGGGCACAGGGCAAGGGCGACUUCUGGAUCAAGAGUUCUGCCAAGAAAGAUAUUCUAUUGAAAGCUCGAUAUGAAGCCAUCGCUGCAGAUGGCGGGAAACGGGCUGUGAAAAAGGCUAUUGAGAAGAAACAGAAGAAAGUGAGCCAGAAAGAGACGAAGUCGAGACCUUUCGCUCGCGGCGAAGCAUUUAGUGGAAGAGGAGAUGGCGAAAAAAGUCGGGAGAUGGGCAAACGCCAAUUUGAAGGGCAAAAUCAUCAUCCCAGAGGGAAUAAGCGGCGGAAGGUUACAUGAAGUACGGUGUAUGUCCCUCUCAGCUCUAUCUAUUCUACUUAGUUUUUAAUGUAAUAGCACAGUCUUCGAGAUUCCCCGCGGAAUGUGAUUGCAUUCACGUCGUCAGUUUUCAGACUAUGUGAUGUCCGUGACCAUGCACCUUCCUCGUUCUCCCCGCAUCGCUAUCCAUCAUCACGUACCUCCCAUUCUCCAACCGUAAAUCCAACGUUACGCCUCGGGAUGGGACCCCUAUCCUCCAAAGUGGUGUCACGCCAAGCCACGCUCCUAGCUUAGACAAUAGGUUCCUUCGCGGCUUCAACCUAUACUG